CCGGAGCCGCCCCCCUCCUCUGUCUGUCGUCUCUCUCGCGGUUUCUCCUCUCCCCCCAUGGCCUCCGCCGAAAUCCCCAACGCCGACACAGCGGACCCCAACCCUAACCCCAGCCCCAACCCCGCCGCCCGUUCGCCGUCACCUCCGCUCCCGCCGCGCAAGCGCCGCCUCUCCCUCUCCCCUUCACGCCCCCCCUCCCCCAGCCGCUCCGUCUCUCGCUCCCGCUCCCCCCGCGACCGCCGGAGCCGCAGUCGGAGCCGGAGCCGGAGCCGGAGCCGUAGCCGCAGCCGCAGCCGCAGCCGGAGCCGGAGCCGUAGUCCGCACCAACCCGAUGGCAAGCGGCGGCGGCAAAACGACCUCACCGUCGAGGCCUGCCGCGACUACCUGCGCGACAGGUGCACCCGCUCCGACCUCGAGUGCAAGUAUGCGCACCCGCACCAGUCCGUUUCUGUCGACCGGGACAACAAGGUGACGGCGUGCGCGGAUUCGCUGAGGAACAACUGCUUCCGGGGCAGAACCUGCCGCUACUACCACCCGCCUCCUCAUAUACAGGAGUCGUUGCUGAGAUCAAUUGGUAUUGACGUCCCAACAGUGAAGACGGUUUGCAGAGAUUUUGCACGUGGGCGAUGUUCAAGAUCAGCAAAUGAGUGCCGCUUCUUGCAUCAUUCAUCUGUUCAAGAGUGUGCAAUUGUUUGCCAAGAUUUCUUGCGUGGGAGGUGUGACCGUAUAUCAUGUAGGUACACUCAUGUUAUAGCACAACCAAUGCUACCCCCACCAAUGAGGGAUGUUCCCAUGCAAAUGCCAUACCCUGAGAUGGUUUACAUGCCACCACCACCGCCGCCACUUGGAAUACCUAUGAUGGCUCCUCCUCUCUCGCCUCCUAGAGGUUUUGCUGAUAAUAAGAACACAGUGGAAGUUUGCAGGGAUUACUUGAAGAAUAUGUGCAAUAGAGAAUCAUGUAGAUUUGCACACCCUGAUUCACAGUCUGAGGUGGCACAUGACAAGGUUGAAGUUUGCCGUGAUUUUAAACGAGGAGAAUGCACUCGACCUACAUGCCGCUUUUACCACCCAUCCUCAAGUUGAAGUUCUGUUAGAUAAAGUAAAGUAACUUAAAUCCAGUGAUUAUUUUUUCCUUCUCCAAAUCCGUAAUCAGACUAGUAAUAUAUGGCUGCUGAAUAUACAUAACACAAGAGGUCAUAUACCCCAGGAUAAUUUAUCUCUAGUAGUUAAUCUAUAACAUUAAUUCCUUUUGGAUUUGUCCAUUCAAAAUAGCUGGAGCAAUGCUAACUUUUUUUAGGAUUGCCAAAAAUUUCCUGUUAAAUGUUCAUGUCAUACGAAUAAUCAAAUGUGUGCCUAGAGAGGCACCAUUUGAUACAUUUAUAUGUCCAUGUAACUUAGGGGUGGCCAUGUUAGAAAUGUUUUGUUCUAUAAUAAGAUUGCAAUUUUUGUCCA
Messenger RNA from Hordeum vulgare subsp. vulgare (domesticated barley), 1452 nucleotides. Its product is annotated as zinc finger CCCH domain-containing protein 28-like. Gene Ontology annotation, molecular function: metal ion binding. The record is from RefSeq and is a predicted model, not a curated record. Bases 58 to 1083 code for a protein of 341 amino acids. NCBI's taxonomy places the organism in Eukaryota, Viridiplantae, Streptophyta, Magnoliopsida, Poales, Poaceae. The transcript is spliced from 8 exons.